Messenger RNA from Dalotia coriaria, 953 nucleotides. RefSeq names its product partner of xrn-2 protein 1. Lineage: Eukaryota; Metazoa; Arthropoda; Insecta; Coleoptera; Staphylinidae. The coding region runs from base 121 to 471 and encodes 116 amino acids. The record is from RefSeq and is a predicted model, not a curated record. The transcript is spliced from 3 exons.
AAUCAUGCUUUGUGGUAUCAUAACCUAAAUGUAAUCUGAUUAAAUUUUCCAUCACGCGUUGCGGCAUCUGUUUUCAUAUAUAACAGAUUCAUUAAUAUUAAAUCUUAAAAUACAAUAAAGAUGACACAAAAAUAUCCAACUGAUUGGGAUGUGGAUAAGUACUACGACGAUACAGAACCAGAUCAACAUUGGGAACUAAGAAAACAAUUUAUGAUCACUCACAAAGGCACUUUUUCCGAAGAAUAUCUUGUAGCAUUGGCUAGAACAUUCACCAACAUUGAAUUUAUGGGCUGCAGUUAUCCAGGUCCAUUAAUGGUAAGAAUUGCUGAACUUUCCAAAGAUGUUGCUAAGGACUACAGAGAAGCAAAGAAGGGAAAAUUACAGAGAACAUUUGUGAGUGCGAAGAGUGCUGCUGAGACAAGAUAUGGAGGAGGCAAGAAGGAAGAAUCACGUCCAGGCAAAUCUCGCUAACGUUUCAUAUUAAAUCCACUCAUAAUCUUUUCAUAUUUUCAUAACUUUUUAUAUAAAUUAAUAGAUUACUUGUCACUAUUCUGCAAUCCUUCAAUCGAGACACUCAACUGCUCCAAUCUUUGAAUUAAAUGACUCAUAGUAUUAUAAGACUGCCGGAGAUUAUCCUCGGCGAGUGACGGCGCGCUGGUUGUACCCAAAUCAAAGUGUAGCUUGGCGAGUUUCUCUUGCUGCUCGCGAAUAUUUGUCAUUUGCUCCAUGGUACAGCCACUGGCAAACGCACGCAGUUUCCCUGAAUGGAAGUCGUCGAGGAGUCCAAGCAGGGCGCGUUCCAUGUGACGCACAUCGGGAACUUCGGAUAAAAAUGAGUGAUGAUGCACUGGUUUGUGUGGUGGAUCUACUACUUUAAAUUUCAUGCAAAACAUAAAGUAAAUAAACUGAAUACACUCAUAAUAAACAAUAAAAUAAAUGAAUUAUGAAGCAAA